This is a messenger RNA of Alnus glutinosa, 1046 nucleotides long. RefSeq lists its product as uncharacterized. The coding region runs from base 77 to 820 and encodes 247 amino acids. NCBI's taxonomy places the organism in Eukaryota, Viridiplantae, Streptophyta, Magnoliopsida, Fagales, Betulaceae. The transcript has 2 exons. The record is from RefSeq and is a predicted model, not a curated record.
AGCUCUAUUUAUUCCCAAGAAACCCUUCACUCUCUCUCUCUCUCUCUAAAAGCAAAAGCCUUGUGCAGCUUCAGAAAUGGCUGCUGACGUGAGCGCUCUGGUUCGGGUCUUGAACGGGUACAACAAGGAGGAUCCGCAUCGGGCGGUAGGGAAUGAUUCUAGCAGUGAGAAAUCUACGGCUCUGAUUACUCGUGACCUGCUUGGUGGGUCCUCCUCCUCCUCUACCUCUAAGCUUGCUGAGUCCCAGGAAUUGGACCUCGACGGGCAGGUCCCUAAUGGCUGGGAAAAGCGUCUAGACUUGAAGUCAGGGACAGUGUACCUACAAAGAUGUAGCACCCCAAAUUCACCUUCAAUCUCAGAGCACAAGCACCAAAGCAAUCCAACAGUUCCAAAGCUUCAAGAUUUAAAUUUCCCACCGUCGCCGUCAAAAAUCACAUUAAAUCUAUUUGAAGAAAGUUGCUUGGAUUUAAAGCUAGUAUCGUCGUCGUCGUCGAACAAUUAUCAAAGCGUUUGCACUCUUGAUAAGGUGAAAUCAGCGCUUGAAAGGGCAGAGAAAGAGCCAGCGAAGAAGAGAGCAUCAUUUUGGAAAUCAUCCAUGUCACCUUCGUAUUCUUCAUCAUCCUCUUCGAUCAGAGAAACCACCCAAGAAGAAGAUACCCAUGAAGACAAAUUAUUAUCAUCGCCAAUUGCCGCAGGGUGCCCCGGUUGCUUGUCUUACGUUUUGAUAACCAAAAACAACCCAAAAUGUCCUCGCUGCACUUCGGUUGUCCCCUUGCCCAUGAUGAAGAAACCUAGGAUUGAUCUCAACAUAUCAAUUUGAGUCAUUAACGAAUACUAUUUAUGCUUUUUAUCCAAUAUUUUCUUCUCCUUUUCUUUUUCUUUUCUUUUUUCUUUUUGUUUUUUUUUUUUUGUUUUUUUUGUAGAUGAUAGAUGAGAUUAAGGCUUAAGAAAUAGAUUUGUUAGUGAAAGAAGAACAUAUUGUACAUGUUAAAAGGAUGGUAGUUUUACUAGCAUAGUCGAUAGAAGUUUUCUUCCUUGUGACUUUC